This is a messenger RNA of Annulohypoxylon truncatum, 1385 nucleotides long. RefSeq lists its product as uncharacterized. NCBI's taxonomy places the organism in Eukaryota, Fungi, Ascomycota, Sordariomycetes, Xylariales, Hypoxylaceae. Gene Ontology annotation, molecular function: oxidoreductase activity. Bases 160 to 1155 code for a protein of 331 amino acids. The record is from RefSeq and is a predicted model, not a curated record. The transcript has a single exon.
CACCAUACGACAACGCCUAAGUAGGGGAUAAGCAGCUAUUCCAGUAGUUAGUUAUUAGUAUAUAAGAAUAUACAACCCCUGAACAUCCCCACCAGGAACUUCGCAUCGCUCAAAUACUGUGAACCACAUAGUGUCAAUAUCCAAAAUAUUCUUUGGUUCAUGACUUUAUUGCCAACCGUAGCUCGACGAACUCUAACGCGAACAGUAUAUAACAAUUUGAAACAACCCAUCUUCCCCAGAUUAUCGCAGAGAGCCAACAUGACAACCGCCAUUUUCAAACAUAUCGAUAUGUCGGCAGUUCCAGAAGGGACAAAGCCGUGGGUCAAGGUAGACGCCGACGCUACCUCGUUCAAACUAGCUGAGCACAAGCGCUCAGUAAAUAAUCUUAGGGGGCAUGAAAGCGAAUUUUCUACCGAUAAGUCGGGAUUCGCGGUAUACAAGGAACCAGCCAGUGAGAAAACUUUCACGGACGACGCCGCGAUACGUAGUGGAUACUACCAAGAGGUCGAAGAUUUGCUGAAGAAGCGAAUACCCGGCAUUAAGAAGGUCGUCAUAUUCGAUCAUACUAUUCGGAGACGAACCCCUGAAGCGGCAAGAGCCCCAGUUCAACAAGUUCAUGUCGACCAGACACCUGCCGCAGCCGAAGCUCGCGUAAGGCGACACCUCCCAGCAGAUGAAGCUGAGGAGCUUCUAAAGGGUCGAUUCCAAAUUAUUAACGUGUGGCGACCCAUUGAAAACCCUGCUAGCGACUUUCCAUUAGCUGUCAUCGACUGGCGCACGACCAAGCUAGAUGACUUCGUCCCGGUAAAUUUGCUCUAUCCCAAACGCGAGGACUUCGCAAUGGACAAAGAUGAUAGGGGAAAGGAAGUACGUCCCGACGAAUCUAAGUGGUACUCGACAGAGGGGUAUGAAGUACGGGGAGAGACGAUGUCCGUGGCACCAAACACGGCCCAUAAGUUCUAUUACCAGAAGGAUAUGACGCCGGAUGAGGUAUUGUUAUUGAAGUGCUACGACUCUUGGGGUGAAGGGCAACCGCAGGGAAAAGAUGGAAUCGCAGUAAGGACGCCACAUACAGCCUUCGUUGAUCCACAAACUCCUCAAGACGCGCCUGGGAGGCAGAGCAUAGAGGUGCGGUGCUUGGUAUUUUAUGACUAGGUCCAACUCUGGAACUAUAGACUGAAUAAGAUGGACAUUGUCGUAUAGGUGAUCUUCGAAUAUAAAAAAGUUUAUUGUCUAUUAUAAUCUCGGCGGAGUAGUGAUUUCAGUGGUCCUAUACCGAUUUUGUAUACUACCUACUAAUUAGAAAUAGGGGCUGAAAGAGUUCAACGACUAAAAUCAUCGACCAACAAUGCAAAUUUACUACAAUAUUUUCAUAGGAUAGUGAG